Arvicanthis niloticus (Nile rat) is the source of this 865-nucleotide messenger RNA. RefSeq names its product sodium channel modifier 1 (gene Scnm1). Gene Ontology annotation, cellular component: nucleus. The record is from RefSeq and is a predicted model, not a curated record. Gene Ontology annotation, biological process: RNA splicing. Lineage: Eukaryota; Metazoa; Chordata; Mammalia; Rodentia; Muridae.
CUCAACCCCAAGAAACCGGAAGCAGUGAAGGCGAUUGUUUACUCUUCCUACGGUGGCCCAAAGGAGCAACGAAGUAGGCGUAGGAGAAUUUAUCAUAUUCUCACAGUCGCGAUGUCUUUUAAGAGGGAAGGGGACGACUGGAGUCAGCUCAAUGUGCUCAAAAAACGGAGAGUUGGGGACUUGCUGGCUAGUUACAUCCCUGAGGAUGAGGCACUGAUGCUACGGGAUGGACGCUUUGCUUGUGCCAUCUGCCCCCAUCGCCCAGUACUAGACACCCUGGCCAUGCUGACAGCCCACCGUGCAGGCAAGAAGCAUCUGUCCAGUCUGAAGCUUUUCUAUGGCAAGAAGCAGUCAGGCAAGGGAACAGAGCCAAAUCCAAGACAGCAGAACGAACUGAAGACAGAAAGCAAAGCUGAGGCUCCUUUGCUAACCCAGACUCGAAUAAUUACCCAGAAUGCUCUACACAGAGCUCCCCACUAUAACAGUUGCUGCCGGAGGAAGCACAGACCAGAAGCCCCUGCUCCCUGUGUCUCCAGUUCUCCUUUGCCAACUCCAGAGGUCGAACUCCAGAGUGCAAAGAUCAGUAAGGAACCUGAGCCUGGGGAGAGACGAGAUGCCAAAGAGUCAGCAGCUCUCUUGGCCUCUGCACCCAUGAGCCCCACAAAACGCCGAGUCCUGAACCAUUACCUUACCCUCCGAAGCUCUGGAUGGGUCCCAGAUGGACGAGGUCGAUGGAUAAAAGAUGAAAAUGUUGAGUUUGACUCUGAUGAGGAAGAGCCCCCUGACCUCCCUGUGGACUAAUAAUAAUAACCCCUUUCCCAUUUGUCCUGCAAAUAAACUUCAGUGGGUCCUGGGAGCACACUGA